Messenger RNA from Hevea brasiliensis (rubber tree), 1210 nucleotides. RefSeq names its product 14-3-3-like protein GF14 iota. NCBI's taxonomy places the organism in Eukaryota, Viridiplantae, Streptophyta, Magnoliopsida, Malpighiales, Euphorbiaceae. The transcript is spliced from 7 exons. Bases 139 to 924 code for a protein of 261 amino acids. The record is from RefSeq and is a predicted model, not a curated record. Gene Ontology annotation, cellular component: cytoplasm. Gene Ontology annotation, biological process: signal transduction.
UUCGACGGAAGUUGAAAGCGAAGCAACGGUCUUCCUCCUCGCACGCCUCUCUCUCUCUCUUUCCCUUACAUUUAUUUAAGCCUUCUCUCUCUCUUUUCCUCGCUUUUCACACCUCUGAUCACUCCCUCACUCUCAAACAUGUCCGCCGAGAAGGAACGAGACACUCAUGUUUACAUGGCCAAGCUCGCCGAACAGGCCGAGCGUUACGAAGAAAUGGUAGAGUGUAUGAAAAGUGUUGCAAGGCUUGAUUGUGAGCUCACUGUGGAGGAGAGGAACCUCCUCUCUGUGGGUUACAAAAAUGUUAUUGGUGCUAGGAGAGCUUCUUGGCGAAUUAUGUCUUCCAUUGAACAGAAGGAAGAGUCUAAAGGAAAUGAGAAUUAUGUUAAACUCAUUAAGGGUUAUCGUCAGAAGGUUGAGGAGGAACUCGCUAACAUCUGCAAUGACAUUCUCUCCAUUAUAGAUAAGCAUCUUAUCCCCUCUUCCACCUCUGGGGAAGCUACUGUUUUCUACUACAAGAUGAAGGGUGACUACUAUCGCUAUCUAGCUGAAUUCAAGACUGAUCAGGAUAGGAAGGAGGCAGCUGAGCAAUCACUUAAGGGUUAUGAGGCUGCUUCUGCCACUGCAAACACAGACCUGCCUUCAACUCACCCAAUUCGUCUUGGUCUUGCGCUUAAUUUCUCUGUUUUCUACUAUGAGAUCAUGAAUUCUCCUGAGAGGGCUUGCCAUUUGGCAAAACAAGCUUUUGAUGAGGCAAUUGCAGAAUUGGACACCUUGAGUGAGGAAUCAUACAAGGACAGCACUCUGAUUAUGCAGUUAUUGAGAGAUAACCUCACUCUCUGGACUUCUGACUUGCCUGAAGAUGGAGGUGAGGAUAACUUUAAAAAUGAAGAAUCCAAGCCUGCAGAAGGAGAGAGCCAGCAUUGAUAAAAUUGAGAAUCCUUCCUGCACAUGGCAAGGGCAGGCUAGAGUACUUUGCAGAAGUGGCUUCUUUUUAUUAGCUUUUUCUUGCGAGGAGAUUGAGUUUGAUCAAAUGAAGUAGACGCUCCAUGAUGUUAUAGUGGUGUUGUGGUCUUCCAAAGCCUGAUGAUAGAUUGAUCAAUUCUCUUCCUUUUAUCAUUUCUAUUUUCUUAUGGAGAGAUUAUUUAGUGUUCUUAGUACAUAUACAUUAUCUCUCGUAAUCAUGUGUUUCAAGAAUAUUACUUUCAAAAUA